GGGGGAAGGGGCGCCGGAGGGGAGGAGAGUGUGGACCCGUGAGCAGGAAGCGGGAGGAGAAGCGGAAGGGAGCUCAGGGUCGGAAUGGAAAGGGCCGAAAGGGAAAAGAACUGGCCCAGGCAGAGACGCCGGCGAGCGGGGUGUGGGGGAGGUUAGGGGCAGCGAGCGCAGAGACCCUUAGGGACCCGCUGGGGAGGACUCGUGGUUCCGGGAGAGAAACCGCGCCGCAGUCGGUGGGGUGGAUGAGAGGGACGGAAGGGAGGUCCGGGACGAACUCCUGGCGAAGAACCGAAAAGGAGGCGGCUGGCAGAGGUGCGCGAGCGCCAAGUUCGGAAACUGGAGACGAGGGGCAGAGCGGUCCCUCACUAAGGCCCUGGGGGAAGAGCGCAUCCGAGUGAAGCCGGCGGUGGGGAUUGGCGCGCGAACCCCAAGGGAGGAGAUGAGGCUGGAGGAGCGGUCGAGAGAGUACUCCUGAAAGGACUGUAACUACCCCUGUGGCUCAUCACCAUGCCUUCCGACCUGGCCAAGAAGAAGGCAGCCAAAAAGAAGGAGGCUGCCAAAGCCCGACAGCGACCCAGAAAGGGACAUGAAGAAAAUGGAGAUGCUGUCACAGAACCUCAGGUGGCAGAAGAGAAAAUCGAGGAGGCCAAUGGCAGAGAGACCACAGGAGAUGGAGAAGUAGAUUUGCUGACCAAGGAGCUGGAGGACUUUGAGAUGAAGAAAGCUGCUGCUCGAGCUGUCACCGGUGUCCUGGCUUCUCACCCCAACAGUACUGAUGUCCACAUUAUCAACCUCUCCCUUACCUUUCAUGGUCAAGAGCUGCUCAGCGACACCAAACUGGAAUUAAACUCAGGCCGGCGCUAUGGCCUCAUUGGCUUAAAUGGAAUUGGAAAGUCCAUGCUGCUCUCGGCUAUUGGGAAACGUGAAGUGCCCAUCCCAGAGCACAUCGACAUCUACCAUCUGACUCGUGAGAUGCCUCCUAGCGAAAAAACACCCUUGCAGUGUGUGAUGGAGGUGGACACAGAGCGGGCCAUGCUGGAGAGAGAGGCUGAGCGGUUAGCACAUGAGGAUGCGGAGUGUGAAAAGCUCAUGGAGCUCUAUGAACGGCUGGAAGAGCUGGAUGCUGACAAAGCUGAGAUGAGGGCCUCAAGGAUCUUACAUGGAUUGGGCUUCACACCUGCUAUGCAGCGCAAGAAGCUGAAAGACUUCAGUGGUGGCUGGCGGAUGAGAGUUGCUCUUGCUAGAGCCCUCUUUAUUCGGCCCUUCAUGCUGCUUCUGGACGAGCCUACCAACCACCUGGACCUCGAUGCUUGUGUGUGGCUGGAAGAGGAACUUAAGACUUUCAAGCGCAUCCUGGUCCUGGUGUCCCAUUCCCAGGACUUCCUGAAUGGGGUCUGUACCAAUAUCAUCCAUAUGCACAACAAGAAACUCAAGUAUUACACGGGUAAUUAUGAUCAGUAUGUGAAGACACGGCUGGAGUUGGAAGAGAACCAGAUGAAGAGGUUUCACUGGGAGCAGGACCAGAUCGCACACAUGAAGAACUACAUUGCCAGGUUUGGCCAUGGCAGUGCCAAGCUGGCCCGGCAGGCCCAAAGCAAAGAGAAAACACUACAGAAAAUGAUGGCAUCCGGACUGACAGAAAGGGUUGUGAGUGACAAGACGCUGUCAUUUUAUUUCCCACCGUGCGGUAAGAUCCCACCACCUGUCAUUAUGGUGCAGAACGUGAGCUUCAAAUAUACGAAAGACGGGCCUUGCAUCUACAAUAAUCUAGAAUUUGGUAUUGAUCUUGACACACGAGUGGCUCUGGUAGGACCCAAUGGAGCAGGGAAGUCCACUCUGCUGAAGCUGCUAACCGGAGAGCUUCUGCCUACAGAUGGAAUGAUCCGGAAGCAUUCUCAUGUCAAGAUAGGGCGUUACCAUCAGCACUUACAGGAGCAGCUGGACCUUGACCUUUCACCAUUGGAAUACAUGAUGAAGUGCUAUCCAGAGAUCAAGGAGAAGGAGGAGAUGAGGAAGAUCAUUGGGAGAUACGGCCUCACUGGGAAACAGCAGGUGAGCCCAAUCCGGAACCUGUCGGAUGGGCAGAAGUGCCGAGUGUGCCUGGCCUGGCUGGCCUGGCAGAACCCUCACAUGCUCUUUCUGGACGAGCCUACCAAUCACCUGGACAUCGAGACCAUUGAUGCUCUGGCAGAUGCCAUCAAUGAGUUUGAGGGUGGAAUGAUGCUAGUCAGCCAUGACUUCAGACUCAUCCAGCAGGUUGCACAGGAGAUUUGGGUCUGUGAGAAACAGACAAUCACCAAGUGGCCUGGAGACAUCCUGGCCUACAAGGAGCACCUCAAGUCCAAGCUGGUAGAUGAGGAGCCCCAGCUCACCAAGAGGACCCACAAUGUGUGAGCCCUCAGCCAGGCUUGGGUCAGGAAUGCCACCUGGAGACUGCCAGCUGACACCUGACCAGCCACUCAGGACAGGACCCUGGGGCUGCACUCCUGCACUGCUGCAAUACUGCCCUCAGCCUCUCCCCUCAGCCUGCCUUCGCUGCAUCAUAUCUCCAGCUGGACAGCACCUGUCCGUUUUCCCACCCUCCUUCCAUUUGGGUCUGUCUGUCUGGACUCGGCUGGCUGUUCUCUCCAGACCCUUGCUGGUUACCUUGCCCUGAAAGAUGCAGCCAGGGGUACCUGGGUUAACCCAAGGGCCCAAGCCCUGGUCUGGCCCUGGAAGGAUUCAAGAGCCUCAUUUUAUGGGUUUCGGUGAUGUUGGAGAAAUACUGCCAGCCCAUCAACCCCGUUCCUUAUUGCUUCUGGUUUGGAGCUCUGGGCCAGGGCCUAGUCCUGGUCAGUAUUUUAAUAAUUAUUUAACAGUGUAGAUCUAUGUGUCAUCUACCAAGUGUCCAAUAAAAGAGGAAGCUACAGACCCCCUCC
Messenger RNA from Mus musculus (house mouse), 2918 nucleotides. It is a transcript of the gene Abcf2, whose product is annotated as ATP-binding cassette, sub-family F member 2. The transcript is spliced from 14 exons. NCBI's taxonomy places the organism in Eukaryota, Metazoa, Chordata, Mammalia, Rodentia, Muridae. Gene Ontology annotation, molecular function: ATP hydrolysis activity; ATP binding. Gene Ontology annotation, cellular component: cytosol. Bases 508 to 2394 code for a protein of 628 amino acids. The record is from RefSeq and is a predicted model, not a curated record.